AUGUCUGAUAUGUACUUUAUCACUUCAUUCCUGUUAGCCCUGCUGUUGUUUCCGCACACGGUGGGAGGAAAGAGAAAAUGUGGAUGUAAUCUGACGCUUAAUACUAUUCGUAAUUAUUAUGUGGAUGGAGAUUGGAUUAUUGGAGGUAUCGUUACAGUAAACAUAGAUUAUGAUCUCUUUCUCACAGAUUUUCGAGUUAAUGCAAAAUUCAGAGGAUGCACCCAAUUGAAUGUCUGGAAUUAUCAGAAUGUACUGGCCUUUGUCUUUGCUAUCAGUGAAAUUAAUAAGAACCCUUAUCUCCUGCCGAAUAUAACACUUGGCUUCCAUAUUGUUGACAACUGUUUAAAUGAAGAACGAGCAAUGCUUGGAAUAAUUGACGUUCUAUGUGGAGGAAACAUGCGAAUACCCAACUAUCGAUGCCUACACUCACAUCAUUUGGUGGCUGUUGUUGAUGGAAUAUCCACAAGACUGACCUUAAUGUUGGCCAGGAUUUUGGGAAUUUACAAGAUCCCACAGGACUGCAUUGAGGAAACUCUGGUCAGGAGCUUGCGCUUCCUCAAUAGCAAAAGGCUGCCUCUCAAGUUAUUUGACCUAUCCUGGCUCUCCCUUCAGGGAAAGCUCUUUGUUAGGGAGAAUGUCAAGUAUUUGUUGUUGGUGUAUUUUGGUUCAGAUGUGAUCUUGAUCUUUAGUUCGAAUAUUAGCUACAGUUCUGUUGGCCAUAAAUUAAGUGAUAAGAUCCAAUUUCCCUCUUUUUAUCAGACUGUACCAAGUAAUGUUUUCCAGUACUUGGCCAUUAUUAAAUUAAUAAAAUAUUUUUCAUGGACAUGGGUGGGAAUAUUUGUUUCAGAUGAUGAGUUUGGCUUGCCGAUCAGUCAGUUACUACAGAGAGAACUUACCCAGAAUGAUAUUUGUGUGGCCUUCAUUGAAUUUCUAAUUAAAGGACAAAUGAAAGCAGACUACAGAAUGAAAGUUUCUAAAAGUAUUAAUUCAACCAAUGUCAUUAUAUUGUAUUGUGAUCGAGAUUAUGUUGUUACAUUACAAGAUAUACUAUUUCAAGUUCCAGUAUCAGGCAAGGUGUGGAUCAUCUCCUCUCAGUGGGAUGUUUUGAUUGGAAAUGACCAUUAUUUUAAAGGGCUUGAGCCAUUCAAUGGCAGUCUGGCUUUCACUCCACAUAAAGGAGCAAUGCCUGGCUUCAAGGAGUUUAUUUCAAGCAUAAAGCCAGAUCUUUACCCCAAAGAUAUCUUUAUGUUUACAGCCUGGCUUGAACUCUUUGAGUGUGCCUACAAUAAAACUAUUGGAUUUGGUACGGACACAUGCACAGGAAAAGAGAUAAACCAAUAUGAAGGGUUCAGUGAGGAAAUCACUUACCACAGCUACAGUAUAUAUAAUGCUGUAUAUGCCUUGGCCCAGGCCUUACAUGUUACGCAGUUAGAGAAAAGGAGACAAGACAGCGACGGACAUUUUUUUAGACCUUGGGAGAGUAAUAAAUAUUUGAAAGACAACAGUUUCAUAAACGGUGGAGGGGAAACAAUAUCUUUUGAUCAAAAUGGAGAAAUUCCCUCUAAGUUUGACAUUCUGAAUUGGGUGAUCAAGCCCAACCACAAUCUUCAUAGUAUCAAAGUUGGAGGUUAUGAUCAGCUAAACAGUUUCCAAAGUCUAACAAUUAAUGAAAGUCUUAUAAGGUGGUCCCCAGCAUUCAAUCAGACCCCAUUCUCAUCCUGCAGUGAAACCUGCCUUAGAGGAUAUAGAAAGACGCCUAAAGUUGGAUAUCCAGCCUGUUGCUAUGACUGUAUCCCCUGCCCAGAUGGUGAGAUAACAAACCAAACAGAUAUGAAAUUCUGUAUCAAAUGUCCCCAAACCCAAUGGCACAAUGAGAAGAAAGAAAAGUGUAUAAAUAAACACAUUACCUAUUUAUCCUAUAAAGAAGCACUGGGUACAUCGAUGGCGUCAAUAUCAGUCUUUUUAUUUUUUUUCACGUGUUUGGUUAUGGCCGUUUUUAUAAAAUACCAGAACACCCCAAUUGUUAAGGCUAACAACAGAAAUCUCAGCUACAUACUCCUCUUCUCCCUCAAGAUGUGUUUCCUCUGUACUUUAAUAUUUAUUGGCCAUCCUAUUAAAUUAACCUGCAUGCUUCGUCAGACAAUGUUUGCAAUUGUUUUCUCUAUUUCCCUUUCCUCUAUCCUGGCUAAAACGGUGACCGUAGUCAUUGUGUUUCAUGCUACCAGGCCAGGAAGCAAGUUAAAGAACUGCAUGGGAUCUAAAAUGUCAGUCUCUUUUGUAUUGUUCUGUUCAUUUGUUCAAGUUGUAAUAUGUGCUUGUUGGCUGGGAAUUUCUCCCCCAUUCCCACAGUAUAACAUGGAGGAUGAAGUUGGAAAGAUAAUUGCUGAAUGUAAUGAAGAAUCAACUGUUGGAUUUUACUGUGUCCUGGGAUACCUGUUGAUUCUGGCCUCUCUCAGUUUCAUCAUUGCUUUCCUUGCAAGGGACCUGCCUGACACUUUCAAUGAAGCCAAACUCAUCACCUUCAGCAUGUUGAAGUUCUGCAGUGUGUGGAUCUCUUUUAUUCCAGCCUAUGUGAGCACUAAAGGCAAAAAUGUUGUAGCAGUGGAAAUAUUUGCUAUCCUGGCUUCUAGCAUGGCACUACUGGGCUGUAUAUUUAUCCCUAAGUGUUAUAUUAUACUUCUAAAGCCUGAAUGUAACACUAGAAAUUGUGUUAAAAGAAUUGAGCACAAUAUCAUAAUUCAUCACUAG
Molecule: messenger RNA, 2748 nt
Organism: Xenopus laevis (African clawed frog)
Lineage: Eukaryota; Metazoa; Chordata; Amphibia; Anura; Pipidae
Product: vomeronasal type-2 receptor 26
Exons: 7
Coding region: 1-2748 (915 amino acids)
Source: RefSeq, a predicted model, not a curated record